Molecule: messenger RNA, 1687 nt
Organism: Salvia miltiorrhiza (redroot sage)
Lineage: Eukaryota; Viridiplantae; Streptophyta; Magnoliopsida; Lamiales; Lamiaceae
Product: UDP-glycosyltransferase 86A1-like
Exons: 2
Coding region: 156-1565 (469 amino acids)
Molecular function (GO): UDP-glycosyltransferase activity
Source: RefSeq, a predicted model, not a curated record
AAUACAAUGGAGCAAAAAAUCAAAUCGCCCACAACCUUGACUUUUCAGCAAUCGGUGUAUUCCCCCUUUCCAAAUAUUGUUAUUUAAUGGAAGCUAUAGAUCCAAAGGAAGUCGAUAAUAAGUAAACUAGAGGUUGAGCAUCAAAACACAAAAAAAUGGCGGAGAAGCAGAAGAAGGCACAUGCUAUCAUGAUCUCAAUGCCGUACCAAGGCCACAUCACCCCAUUCGUGAGCCUGGCCCUCAACCUCGCCUCCAAAGGCAUCGCCAUUACCUUCGUUCAUCUCGAAUCCGUCCACCACAAGCUAUCCAAACCCCACCACAAACCCGAUCUAUUUUCCGACGCUCGCCAAUCCGGCCUCGACAUUCGCUACGCCACCAUCUCCGACGGUUUCCCUCUCGACUACGACCGAGAUCUCCGCCCGGAACUAUACUGGACCGCUCUCCUCCAAACCUUACCGUCUUAUGUCGACGAAUUCGUGGGAAACGUCAUCCGCUCCGAUCCACACUCCCUCCAUUUCCUGAUCGCUGACACCGUUUACGUCUGGCCGGCCGCCGUCGCUCGCAAGUACAACCUCCUCAACGUCGCCUUCUGGACUUCUCCGGCUCUCGUGUUUUCUCUGCUCUACCACUUGGAUCUUCUCAAAGAGAGGGGCCAUUUUCUACGCGAAGAUGAUGAGGCGGAAAUAGACUACGUUCCUGGAGUCGGAUCCUUAAGAAUCAGGGACUUGAUGUCGUCUCUAUCAAAAAGAGGCGAUGUCACCGGGAAUUAUCUGUUCAAGGCGUUCCAGGAAGUGAAGAAGGCAGACUUCGUACUGCACAACACGGUUGAAGAAGUAGAAUCUGAUACGCUAUCAGCCCUCAACAGAUACCAGCCAACUUACGCCGUCGGCCCGAUCGGUUUCUCCGGAACCAGCAACGUCGCCGUGAGCAAAAGUCUGCACGCCGAGGUGGACAUAACCAAGUGGCUCGGCUCCAAGCCGGCAGGAUCGGUUUUAUACGUUUCGUUCGGGAGCGUGGUUCAGACAAGCAAGGGAGUGAUCGGAGAGAUAGCUCACGGUCUCCGUCUCAGUGAGGUCAACUUUAUCUGGGUUGCUCGAGCGCAUCUCACUGCUUCCGGUGACGCGGAUGUUUUACCGGCUGGAUUCGUGGAGGAGGUUGAAGAUCGGGGGUUGAUAGUUCCGUGGUGCGAUCAGAUUAGCGUUCUUUCCGAUCCGGCGGUGGGGGGGUUCUUGACGCAUUGCGGGUGGAAUUCUGUGGUGGAGAGCAUGUGGUGUGGCGUUCCGAUGAUUUGUUUUCCGGUGACGUACGAUCAGCCGACGAAUAGGAAAUUGGUGGUUAAUGAUUGGGAGAUUGGAAUUGAUCUUGGCGACGCGGCCACGCUUGAUAGGGAAGGAGUUGCGGAGAAGAUAAGGAUUUUAAUGAGCGGAGAUGCUUCCGAGAGGUUUCGGCGGGAGGCGGGAAAGGUUAAACAGAUGGUGCGUGAUGCAGUGGAAGCUGAUGGAUCUUCGGUCAACAAUUUCCAUCGUUUUGUAAUUGAUUUGGACAAGAAACUUCGCAGCACCUAACUGAGAUUAGUGGGGUUUUGAUUCCGACAAUACAUCUCGAUUGCAUCUUGGUUAUCGUUUGUCGGUGGUGGUGGUGUACAAUUCUAAUUUGAUGAGUAUAUACUUUCUAAUCCGUUUUUUUC